Molecule: messenger RNA, 4312 nt
Organism: Pneumocystis carinii B80
Lineage: Eukaryota; Fungi; Ascomycota; Pneumocystomycetes; Pneumocystales; Pneumocystaceae
Exons: 12
Coding region: 47-4267 (1406 amino acids)
Biological process (GO): protein phosphorylation
Molecular function (GO): ATP binding; protein kinase activity
Source: RefSeq, a predicted model, not a curated record
UUUUUUAUUUAUUGAUAUAAUUAAUAAUGUAUAUUACUAUUUGAGGAUGAGAUUUUCAAAUCAAUCAAAAGAUUUAAAUACAGAGGAAAGAAAGGAUACAUUUUAUUGGAGACGAGAUCAAAGAGAUUUAGAAGUAUAUGUUAAAAAAAAAAGGAAAUUGAAGGAGCCUUUUAAAAAACAAAAUUGUUGGGAUAUGGUUAAAGUUCCAAUUGAAACUAAGACAAAUCUAUUUUUAAAGAAUAUAUUAAUGAAAGAGGCAUCGAAAUAUAGUUCAGAAGAAAUUUACGAAUGGUUAUGUCAAAAUAAAUUUAGUAUUGAUAUUCAGAAGAUUUCUUUUAAUAAUAAUGAUUUUGACGGAUCAUUAUUAAAUCUUUUUAAGUAUUUUGGAAUAAUGGAUUUUUUUUCUUUUGAGAGUCAAAGAAAAAAUAUGAAGCUUUAUUGUACGAUAAAUGGGCCUUCAAAUUAUAAUACAAUGGAUAAUAAUGAAAAAUAUUCUUUAAGGAAUAUGGAAUUAUGUAUUCAAAAGAAUUCUUUAUUAAUGUGUAAAAAAGAAAGUGUUGAAUUACAAAUGAUUUCACCAUUGAUAAAAUUAUGUGAAGAUAAUAAUCAAAAGUUAAUGGAAUUUGAUCAUGCUUGGAAUAAUUGCAUCAAAAAUGAUAACUAUCUUGAAAUGGGAAGGUUUCAUGGAUUUGAAAAAACAUAUAAUUUACAUAAAAUGUCAAAAUAUAAUGAAUAUACAGAAAAACUAUCGAAUAAUUCUUCUAUAAUAUUGUUAGAUAAUGAUACGGAAUUGAAUUUUUUUAAUAAAUCUAAAUUUCUGGAAUCAAAUUUUCAUCAGAAAGAAUCAUACUAUUCUAAAGAUUUAUUGGAAGCAUUUAAAAUAUCAGAAUAUUUUGAGUUCGAGUUUUCUGAUUCUUCUAUUGAUAAAUAUUCUGUUUUUUCUGCUAUUAAUGAUUAUGAUGAAGAAUUUUCUUUUUGCAUCUCACUUAUUUCAAAAACUGAUGAAUUUCAGAAUUCUAAUUUUUAUGAAAAAGCAUUUCAUAAAACUAAAAAUGUUAAGAAAAAGUCAAGUUUUUUAUAUAAAAAAAAAUCUCUAAGUUAUCAUUUUAACAUCUAUUGGAAUUUUUUUAGAUUUUUUCAUAAAAAAAUUACAUCUAUGAGUUUUUCUGAUUCUAAAGAUUACCAAAAUUGUAAAUACAAAGUUCUGAAUGAGGAGAUUAAAACUAGUAAAUCUUUAAAUAAUAUUAAUACUUCGAAAAAACUAAAUUUAAUAUUGUCAAAUAUUUAUAAAUUAAAAGCAAAAUUUCAGAAUAUUUUUAAAACAUUAACAAAAGAUUAUAAAUUUUUAUGGAUACCAAAGAUUAUUACUUUAAAGAAUGAUAGAUUUACCUUAAAAUUGACCAAAAUAGUUCAAAUUACUAGAGAUAAACAAACAUUUACAACUGUUGACUUAACUAAAUAUAUUAAUGCUAUUGAUAUUAGAAAGCAAUUAUGCAAGAAACUUGGUAUUUUAAAAUCAUGGUCUGAGUGUCGUAUUUUUAUUAUUAAAAUUUAUAACAAUGAAUAUGAAGAAUUGGAUGACGAAAAAUUAGUUUUUGCAAGAUUUUAUGCUGAUAGUCUUGGAAGUCUGAAAUUUUUUAUAGAAUUGCCUUCAGAAAAAAUUGAUAAGAGGCAACACAAUGACAUUAUUCCAGUUUAUUCAACAUUUAAUAAUGAUUUUUCUAAAGUUUCUUCAAAUAUUUUAGCUAAAAAAACAAAUUUGGGGUUUAAAAUUCAACUAAAUAAUCCAAUGUCUAAGUGGAGCGAUAAUGAUAUUAUAUUAAUUGAAGAUUUAAAUUAUAGAUUAGGAAAUCAAAAUUUUCAUGAAAAAUUAAAAAAUGAAAAUAAAAAAAUAAAUUUAUUUAGCAUUUCUAAUAAUGGAGAUAAUGAUUUCUUCAUGAAAAAAAAUGAAAGCAAUAUAAACAAUAAUUCUGGUCCUUUAUUAAAUAAAGUUCUCAAUUUAUCAGAAUAUUCAAGAUCCUUAAAUAAUAUACAAUUUCUUAUUAAUGACAAAAAUAAGAUAAAUAUUAAAGAAAUACAACUAAACUUAGGGAAAUUCAGUAUUUCUAGAAGUUUUUUAUUUAUCUCUGAAGAAACUUUCUCUUUAAAAAGAAAAUUAAAAUUAUUUAAUAUCGAAGAUAACUCAAAGAAAUAUAAAAAAAAGGAUGAUCUAGUUCUUACAAAAAGAAAUGAAUUAAAAAGAAUUGCUUGCGAUUUUAAAAAUAGUUUUUUUUUGACUGAAUCAAACAAUCAAUAUUCUUAUCCAUAUGAUAAGAUUAUUAAUAAUUUUUUAUUUAAUAAGGAAAUUAUUCAGAAAUUAUUGGAUAUUAAAUCGUCUACUAUAAAAAAUAUUUCAAUAGCUGAUAUUGAUUCUUAUGAUAAAAAUAUAUUUCGAACUUAUGAAUUAUUCGAAAAUUUAUGCAAUAGAAAACAAAAGAUUAUUUCUUUUAAUAGUGAACUUAGAUCAAAGGAAUUAUUUCAAGGUUUUCUUGACUUAAAAUUAAAUAUCCCUAGAAGUUUCUUCAAAGAUAGAAUGAUAUCUGAUAUUAAAACGUUUUCUGAUAUAAAGAGAGAAUCAGUAUUUAAGGAACUUAUUAAUUUAUCUGAUGACAAUUCUGUUCCUAUUAGUGGGAUAGAAAAUGAACAAGAAAUGUUUUGGGCAAUAAAACCAAAAAACAUUACCGAUAAAAUGUCUUCAAAAGGAUUAAAUAACUCAGAAAUGAAAUACUCUUCAAAUUAUAAAUCAAGAAAAAAUGAGCCAUUGAAUACUUUGGAUAUAAUUAAUAUAUUAGAUACACAUAGAAAAAGAAACGUUUUUGAUAAGUUUUCUAAACCAUCUUCAGAGUUAGAAGAUGUCGAAAAUAAUUUUUGCAAUUCAAUUUUAUAUAAGUCAACAGCAUCGUUAUCUAAAGAUAUUUUUGAGGAAAACAAAGAUCUCUGUCAUAAUGAUAAAUGGGAAAUUCGACCAUCUACUCAAGUAGUUUAUGAAAAUUUGGAAGACUUUUUCCCAAAUCAUAAUCUCGAUAAGCCUAUAAUUAAUCAAUUGGCUGAUUUUAUUGAUUUUUUGGGUAUAGAUAAUAUCUCAGAUAUAUUUUUAGCGUUUUUAAAAAUUAUUUUUCCUGAUUACAAUUUUAACAUUGAAAAUUGCAUGAAAUCUAUCAAAAUUGUUGCAAAAGAAGCCAAUGAGGCUCAAAAAAAAUAUGAAGAUAAUAUUAAAAAUAAAAAUUCUAUUCCAAGAAGAAGAAGCACAAAAUUAUGGGGAAUAAAGCUUCAAGAAAUGAAAUUGAAUAAAGAUAAAGACGACUACAAUUUAAAUAAAACAAGUGGCAUAAAGAGAACACCGGCUUUUAAGUGGAUAAAAGGUAAGUUGAUCGGAAAAGGUAGAUAUGGAGAGGUAUAUUUAGCUAUGAAUGCAACUACUGGAGAAAUGUUAGCAGUAAAACAAGUAAAACUUUAUCAUAAUCUAGAUGAUCAAAACAAUGAAUAUCAAAAAGAACUAAUUAAUGCUUUAAAUAAGGAAAUUGAAACAAUGAAGGAUCUUGAUCAUCCUAAUAUUGUUCAAUAUUUAGGAUUUGAAUCAACUAAAACAACAAUUAGUAUUUUUUUAGAAUAUGUUUCAGGCGGAUCUAUUGGGAGAUGUAUUCGAAAAUAUGGAAAAAUUGAUCAACCAACAAUACAAUUAUUUACUCGUCAAAUUUUAGAAGGGCUGACUUAUUUGCAUUCUCAGGGAAUUCUUCAUAGAGAUUUAAAAACGGAUAAUAUAUUAUUAGAUGUUGAUGGAAUUUGCAAAAUAUCGGAUUUUGGAAUAUCUAAAAAAAGCAAAGAAGUUUAUGAUAAUGAUUCCAAUAUGUCAAUGCAAGGGACUAUUUUUUGGAUGGCACCUGAAGUUAUACAGAAUCAAAAACAAGGAUAUAGUGCAAAAAUAGAUAUUUGGUCUCUAGGCUGUCUAGUUUUAGAAAUGUUUGCAGGGAAACGUCCUUGGUCUGAUGAUGAAGCAAUUGGUGUCAUGUUUAAAGUUGGAAAUGAACGCCAGGCUCCGCCAAUUCCACAUGAUAUUCUCAAAAAUAUAGAAAAGGAUGCAUUAGACUUUCUAAAAUUAUGUUUUAUAGUUGAUCCAAAUUUAAGGCCGACUGCUCGUCAACUUCUUAAUCAUCCUUUCAUAAAAAAUGCUGAUUCCAACUUUAAAUUUUCUGAUUCUUCAUUAAGUCAAAUAAUCAAAUCAAAUUAAUCUUUUUUGGAAUUCUUUACAAAACAAUUUAAUUUUAUAUUAAAA